Messenger RNA from Gadus macrocephalus (Pacific cod), 3436 nucleotides. It is a transcript of the gene st8sia3, whose product is annotated as ST8 alpha-N-acetyl-neuraminide alpha-2,8-sialyltransferase 3. The record is from RefSeq and is a predicted model, not a curated record. The transcript is spliced from 2 exons. Gene Ontology annotation, biological process: oligosaccharide metabolic process; N-glycan processing. Gene Ontology annotation, molecular function: alpha-N-acetylneuraminate alpha-2,8-sialyltransferase activity. NCBI's taxonomy places the organism in Eukaryota, Metazoa, Chordata, Actinopteri, Gadiformes, Gadidae. Bases 622 to 1386 code for a protein of 254 amino acids.
GCCAAACCAUUAUGUGUAAUGAUAAAUCUGUGCAUAAUAAAUAAACCCAUAUAAAUUAAAUGGGUAGUGAGCCUCUAUUAUUAUCAUUACAGUCAUGGUGCUAUUUUGUAUUGCUCCUAACACCGCCAUGCUUUGAGGUUACACUGUCGUGUCGUUUCUUAAAGGCAUGCAACACAUUUCUGUCGGCAUGUCCAAAUAUUUUUUCCCAUAUCGUGUUAUGAUAUCUAUAUCAUCAGGAUAGUGGAAAAAUGGUGGAUCGAGCAUAUAAGCAGUGCUUUACUCCCCUUAAUCAUUCUCUCCCCCACGCUACUCACUACUCUCUCUACUCACACACAUGCACUUGGCCUUCUCCAUGUUCUACGACGUUAACAUUUAAAGCACCCAGCAAUACGUUUCUCUUCAUACGUUGGUGUACAAUGUAUAAAUGUAUAGUCCUGACUCCUGUCCCAUACGAGUGUUACAGCUGUAUGUACAGCCUGAUGAGGCCGUCCUCCACAAGGCGUCUGACCCCAGGCCGUGCCACGCUGCGUGUCGCUGUCUUGCAGGAAGGACAUCUCCCGCUACAUCGACAUCCCCCACAACUUCUCCCUGACUCGCGGCGGGGUGCGCGUGGGCCAGCUCAUGCACUACGACUACUCAAGCCACAAGUACGUGUUCUCCAUCGGGCAGAGCUUCCACUCGCUGCUGCCCGAGGCCUCGCCCAUCCUCAACAAGCACUACAACGUGUGCGCCGUGGUGGGCAACAGCGGCAUCCUCACGGGCUCCAAGUGCGGCCCGCAGAUCGAGAAGUUCGACUACGUGUUCCGCUGCAACUUCGCACCCACCGAGAUCUUCAAGAAGGACGUGGGCCGGCACACCAACAUGACCACGUUCAACCCCAGCGUCCUGGAGAAGUACUACAACAACCUGCUCACCGUGCAGGACCGCAACAACUUCUUCCUGAGCCUGAAGAGGCUGGACGGCGCCAUCCUCUGGAUCCCCGCCUUCUUCUUCCACACGUCGGCCACCGUCACGCGCACGCUGGUCGACUUCUUCGUGGAGCACCGGGGUCAGCUGAAGGUGCAGCUGGCCUGGCCCGGGAACAUCAUGCAGUACGUCAACAGCUACUGGAAGACCAAGCAGCUGUCCCCCAAAAGGCUGAGCACGGGCAUCCUCAUGUACACGCUGGCCUCCUCCAUGUGCGACCAGAUCCACCUGUAUGGCUUCUGGCCGUUCGGCUGGGACCCCAACACGGGCAAGGAGCUGCCCUACCACUACUAUGACAAGAAGGGCACCAAGUUCACCACCAAGUGGCAGGAGUCCCACCAGCUGCCCGCAGAGUUCAAGCUGCUCUACAAGAUGCACACCAAGGGGCUGCUGAAACUCAACCUCUCCCACUGUGCCUAGGGGCCUCCGCUUCCCUAGGCGCCCAUAUAGCCCUCGGGGCCCCCCACAUACCCCUAGGUGUCUCCACACCCCAUCACCUGGACCUCCUGGAGACCUUCCAGGUCGAGGGCUGAACAGGGGAAACGACACGCUGCUUUUGGAUGCUUUUGUUAAGAGCCGGAUCUGGGCAGUGGUCUUCGGUUCGUUCGUUUCUACGUUUUGUGUUUCCUCUGUCCAGUGGAUUAUCAGAAACAGGCCGUCCUGGGACUCGGUCCCGGCGUUGGGUUUGCAGAACAUUACAGUUCUCCAGACACCGGUGGCUGGGUGGUCGCCUGGACUCGGAUGAUGAACCUUUUGCUUCUGCAGCUAGCCUUCCCUUGGCUAGUCGGCCUCGUGGUUACGCAUUCUCCGAGGACCAGGACACGGAACUGUUCUGUGUGCAAGCAGAACAACCUUAAGGAUUCCUUUCACGUUCUCACCAGAAACAGCCUAGCAACCUUCGUUUUGAUAACUUUAUGUAACCGCACAAGCUCUAAAUAAGGUCUCUGUACUGUUGUUUGAAUUUUACUGGUAAAAAUGUUGCUCAACCAAGUAUAACAUACAAAUUUACCCAGUGAAGCAAUUUUAUCUGACAAACCGUAAGCGUAGAUAUAGGACCGGAUGGAUGUGUGUUAAAUUGUAAUCUUUGUAACAUUACUAGCUAACCUACUAGCUCAUAUAUUUUUAUUUAAUUUAUUCUGUUGCUAAAUUGACCUUUUAUUUUUGUUUGGUUUUUAUGCCUUAAAGUAUCCCAGAUAGAAAAGCAGGACAAGCUUUUGCUCUGACAAAGAACUAUACAACCAAGUCGAGAUGCCAACCCAAACUACCUUGCCCGAGCUAGGCUAACUAUCACUCGCUAAGUUAGUUCAGUUAUUGGCUACCUAACAUCAGCUCAGCUAACCAGCUAGGCUUAAUAAACCAGCAUAUGAUCAAUUCUAGAUAUCGUGUGAGUGGGUAGAUGUGAUGUAAUAGAGGAAUGAAUGGAGUGUUGAUGUGUGUGUACACAGCGAUGUGAACAUGCUUAAACAGUAUCUUUACAAACAUGGGAAGCACGCAUUUUUUUUGGGGGGGGGGGGGGUUAUGAAUAAGAUGAGUUUGUUAUUCAAGAAAUGUGCAGUAAUGGUUUUAAAAUUUAAAAUAGUAUCUUUUAGUCUAUGAGUGGAUAUGGCAUGUGCAGAGGAUUGUUCCUGUUUGGCUCAGGUAUGAUAAAGACUGUGCCCUGUCAGAAGUCAUAGCGGUCCUAUUUCCCCACCAGCGGUUGAUGGCAGAAGGAAACCUCGGGGAACGUAUAACUAAUAUUCAGAAAUAAUAACUAAUUGCAGGAAUUUUGAUUGAAAGAUUUGAAGGAUUCAACUAUAUUUAUAUUGUUGUUUAAAGAUUGUUCGAAUGUUUCCUAAGUUCCCCGUCCACCUUUGGACCCAAAUCAAGUGUCAUUAAUCAGUGCAGAGCAAACACCUCCAGGCGGGCUCCAUGGUAACGAUGUCGUAGCGUUAUCUCUUCAAGGAGCCGGGGCCUCCAGUGUGGAGCACAUGGCUCACACGUCCGCUUGAAGCCAGACAGCAUAAACACUUUGAUUACUACGUAUUCUGUUUGUUAAUUAACAUCAUUGAAUUUAAUUUGUUCCCUCUCCUCUCUCUUGUUUGGGAUAGGGAUCCCCUUUGGUUGCAAAAAGAGAGAAAACAUUCCAACAAUACGUAACAUUGAAUGAUGUUUACAUUACUGUUGUCGUUUUAACAAUCGCCGCUAUGAUUAGGUCGCUGAACGCACAACAUUCAGCUCUGUACCCCACAUGUUUUUAUACACUGCCUUUCUUGAGAGUGGUCCGUUCCUUAUGUUGCAUAUCAGUCUGUAGUAAUACUAAUGUCUAGUGUCGUACACAAUAUACUGUAGACCCAGAGAAAAUAUUUGAUUCAUUUAAUACUUGAAAUAUAUUUAUGUAGGUACUUCAUUCAACAGCAUUAUUGAACAGGAACAAUAGCAUAUUGUGUUUCUUGUGGUUAUUAAAUCAAUUAAAUAAGUUACUUAUUCUUCA